AUGAGUUUAAAAACGAUACCAGGAAGAAGAAAAAGCUAUGCAAAUAAGAGGAAGGAUUUCAUUCUAUUUUUUUUAGUAAAACGGAAAAGGCUUUUUGAUGUCGAUUUGUCAUCAUCAAAAGCUUUUUGUUCAUCAUUUCAGUUUUAUUACAAGCGUUUGGCGGCAAAGACGAUUUUUUUAAACGAACAUAAAUUUCAUUAA
Molecule: messenger RNA, 201 nt
Organism: Clunio marinus
Lineage: Eukaryota; Metazoa; Arthropoda; Insecta; Diptera; Chironomidae
Source: the annotation of a GenBank genome assembly